Camellia sinensis is the source of this 487-nucleotide messenger RNA. The record is from RefSeq and is a predicted model, not a curated record. Lineage: Eukaryota; Viridiplantae; Streptophyta; Magnoliopsida; Ericales; Theaceae.
AUUUAAUUGUGUCUUGGUUGUGCCACUUGAUAGUAAAUUUGUUUGUGCUAGGUGUUUAACCCAAUUUAACAGGGAUUGGCACAGGGGAAUGGCCCUUUUUCUUUGUUUAUUUAUGUUAGGUGUUCUAAUAUCAUAUUAGAUGAUGUUAUUGUUAAUGUCUACUUUUCUUUUUUAAAUUGCAGCAAAAUUAAAAUGGUAAUAGAGCUGCUUGAGGGCAUUCAUUUUGUUUCUUCUGUGGAGGCCAUUUCUCUUGGUGCCCAAGCUGGUAUUCAUCCAUGGAUAAUUUAUGACAUUAUUUCUAAUGCUGCUGGAAAUUCAUGGGUUUUCAAGAAUCAUGUUCCCCAGUUGCUAAGGGAUAAUCAAACCAAACAUCUCCUGAAUACUUUGUUCAAAAUUUGGGUAUUGUUUUGGAUAUGGCCAAAUCAUGUACAUUUCCUCUUCCACUUCUGGCAGUUGCUUUUCAACAUCUAAUAGCAGGUUUGUAUCU